AUGCCUCCCGCUCUACCUCUGAUCCGUCUCCUCGCCCCCGUGUUCUCCACAGCGCGCAAUGCCAGCUCGAGCGUCUUCAUGCGCGGCGGGAGUUGGGGCGGGAGAAGCUUCCCUGCCGCGAGGGCCGCUCUCGUCGCACGCUUCAGCGCAUCCCCCGCCGCCGCGCUGAAGAAGCACGAGAUGCCACCCCGGCCCAAGCCCCCUCCAGACUCGGAUAUCGAGGAGUCCUACCUCAAGGGCAGCGGGCCGGGCGGACAGAAAAUUAACAAGACAAGCUCGGCCGUACAACUCAAACACAUACCCACCGGCAUCGUCGUCAAGUCCCAGGCCACUCGAUCCAGGUCCCAGAACCGCAAAAUUGCCCGCGAGCUUCUGGCGCAGAAGCUCGACGACCUCCAGAAUGGAGACCAGAGCCGGUCAGCAAUUGUGGGUGAGGUGAAACGUAAAAAGGCGGCUAGUGCGGCGAAGAAGAGCAAGAGGAAGUAUCGCAAGCUGGAGGAAGACAAGGCGGAAACAGAUGAUACUGACAGCGGAGAUGCCGCACUGGAGGCUGAAGCGGUAGAGCCGCCAAUUGAAGAACGGACGAACGCUCCGAGCGUGGAUGUCAAACCACAGAAUUCACAAAUGCCAAAAUGUAAAUGA
Colletotrichum siamense is the source of this 642-nucleotide messenger RNA. RefSeq names its product putative peptide chain release factor-like protein. Bases 1 to 642 code for a protein of 213 amino acids. Gene Ontology annotation, molecular function: translation release factor activity. Gene Ontology annotation, biological process: translational termination. Lineage: Eukaryota; Fungi; Ascomycota; Sordariomycetes; Glomerellales; Glomerellaceae. The record is from RefSeq and is a predicted model, not a curated record. The transcript has 2 exons. Gene Ontology annotation, cellular component: mitochondrion.